AUGCAGAGCAGCGCACAAAGGGAACAAGUUGCACGUGUGGAAUAUCCAAGCGUAACGCCUCCUCCUUUGAGCCGACUGCCAGCACCAAGAACGAUGCCACACUUUCAUGACCCAACAAACAAAACUGAAUUUAAGCACAAGACACACUACCAUGCAGCCAUGAGCUUGGUUAUCUGCCCAAAAGUUAUCCACCAGUCCACACCAGAAGCCACACUGCCGCUUGAAGGACAAGUCAAAGCAAAAAUUAAAAAAAAAAAAAAAGUUGCUCCACAUCCGACAACGGGCAAUUUAUUCCCCCUCCCGCAGCCAGCCCCCCGCGGGGGGCUCGGCCGGGCCGCACGAACACGCCGGCAACAGGUCGCUAUUCCCCGUGCCGGCACAACUUUCCCCCCCGCGCCCGGGGCACCGGGGCCUGAUCAGGAGCCGGGGGCCCCGCGGCACACCCCCUCUCCCCCCCCCCCGGGCCGGGCUCGGGCACUGCGGGCCGGGCUCGGAGCCGCCGCGGCUGCCGCAGGGCCCGCGGGAGGUAGUGGAAAGGCCGGCGGAGCGCUGCGGGAGCCCCCGGCCCGGUUCCGAGCGGUCGGAGGGGGCGAGCCCGGGCGGCGCUUGCGGGGCCCUGCUGCUCGCAGCCGGGGCCUCGCCGAGGGGCGCGUUCCCCCCGCCUCCCCCCCCCCCCGGGCCUUCCUCCUCCUCCUCCGGCAAUGGGAUCCAGGAGCGGGCUGGCGGCCCCCGGGGGGUGCAUGCCGAGUGCUUGGGGGCGGGGGGUGCGGCCCUCCGGGCAGCAGCCGGCCGGACAGCCGCGGAGCCAGGUCGGAGCUUCCCCGCAGCGCCAGAAGGAGCGAGCAGAGGAGGGAGCAGCAGCAGCAGCAGCGCGGAGCACCGCUUACCUCUGUCUGCGAGCCGAAGGCGGGCCGGGAGCUGUCGCCCCGCGACCUGAUUUACAUCUCCCCGGAUGACAUUCCGGCCUCCGGCACGGCACGGCUCGGCUCGGCGUUAUUUCCCCUCGUCCUCUCGGUGCUGCUGCCCCGCCGGCGGCCGGAGAGCGGGCGCUGAGCGAGUAAGGCGCGCUGCGAUGGGAAAAACGCAAUACAUACACACCAGGAAAAAAAAAAAAA
This is a messenger RNA of Oxyura jamaicensis (ruddy duck), 1115 nucleotides long. Its product is annotated as translation initiation factor IF-2-like. Lineage: Eukaryota; Metazoa; Chordata; Aves; Anseriformes; Anatidae. The record is from RefSeq and is a predicted model, not a curated record. The transcript is spliced from 3 exons. The coding region runs from base 1 to 1053 and encodes 350 amino acids.